Molecule: messenger RNA, 354 nt
Organism: Fulvia fulva
Lineage: Eukaryota; Fungi; Ascomycota; Dothideomycetes; Mycosphaerellales; Mycosphaerellaceae
Exons: 1
Coding region: 1-354 (117 amino acids)
Source: RefSeq, a predicted model, not a curated record
AUGAAGAAGGUGGGCACCAAGGUCAAGUACUUGGUGAAGUGGCAGGAUCUCGGCCCUAUCUACAAUGAGUGGGUUGAUGAGAGUGAGCUCCUCGAGAACUGUUCGGAUAUCGUACAGGAAUACCAUGACGGCCUCCUCAAGACAGUCAACCCCGAGCAAAAGGAACCUCGAGUCAAACAGAGCCUGCCAGUCUCACACGCUCCCCUGACCAAGCCACGCCUAACACUUCAUAACCCCCAACACGACCCGACACAGCCACAACCCGCGAGGGUUGACAAUGACAACCACCUCCACCCAGUACCGCCGGAUCAAGCAGCACAGCGCCAACCGAACCAUCAUCACAGCCACGAAUGA